Messenger RNA from Triticum dicoccoides, 335 nucleotides. RefSeq lists its product as uncharacterized. The transcript is spliced from 2 exons. The annotation marks the transcript as partial. The record is from RefSeq and is a predicted model, not a curated record. NCBI's taxonomy places the organism in Eukaryota, Viridiplantae, Streptophyta, Magnoliopsida, Poales, Poaceae.
UUCACACAGCCAAGCAAGUGGCAGUGCGAUUCAGAGGUUCAGGCAUGGCAGCUCCGAGAGCACUUGUCCUCGCCGUCCUGCUGGCGAUCGCCGUCGCCAACGCCGAGGCAGCGUCAGUCGUCGUCGGCCUGGCCAAGUGCGCCGACUGCACCAGGAAGAACAUCAAGGCUGAGGAAGCCUUCAAGGGUCUCCAGGUGGCGAUCAAAUGCAAGAACAUCGACGGCGAGUACGAGAGCAAGGCGGUGGGUGCCCUCGACGGCACCGGCGCCUUCAGCGUGCCCCUCGCCGCCGAUCUCCAUGGCGCCGACUGCGUCGCACAGCUCCACAGCGCCGCC